AUGUACGUCUUUACCAAGAGAUUGGUUUCAUCAGCGGCAAUUCCAGGAGUCACAACCAGUACAUUUCAGCUAACGUCACAAGAAAAGCAAUAUCUUAUAAAUGAUCCAAAAGUUACCCAUAAAGUAAUAUUUACCAUUGUACAUGGCACUGCACCAAACACCAGAUAUUUGGGCAAGUUGACCUUGGCGCUAUUUGGAGAGACUGUGCCUACAACAGUUGAUAAUUUCUACCAAUUAUCAGCAAUGACACAAGGUUUUGGUUACAAGGACUGCAAGUUUCAUCGCAUCAUUAACAAUUUCAUGAUACAAGGAGGAGAUUAUGAUGGUCAAGGCGGCAAUUCGAUAUAUGGCAAAAGCUUUAACGACGAAAACUUUAUACUCAAACAUGAUAAAUUGGGCAGGUUAUCCAUGGCUAAUUCUGGAUCGAACACCAACGGCGCUCAAUUUUUUAUAUUGAAUGUUGACGAGACGCCACAUCUAGAUGGUCAUCAUGUCGUAUUUGGACAAUUGGUUGAUGGAUUUGAAACUUUGCAAAAGAUCAGUACCGUUGAUGUUGUAGAGACCAAACCUAUUGAGCCGGUAUACAUAAGUAACAUUGAAAUUGCUGUUUCCGAUAAAGAUUUACAAGAAGCUGAGGAAAAAGCAGAGCAAUUGAAAGCAGAAAAGCCAAAGUCGCAAGCUGACUCGAAAAUUGAAGCAGAAAUUAGUCAAUUAAGUUUCAUAUACCCUUUCUUAUCUAUCAUGUCGAAAAACGAGUUUCCUAUAGUAUGUGUCAAAAAUCUAUCAUUUGGAGCAUCAAACAAGUCCAUCUACGAAUAUUUUGCACAGUAUGGAAGUAUUUACCAAAUUCGUACCAAUCCGCUACAACAGGGACAAAUUUUUGUAAUUUAUGGUAGAGUAGCUGAUGCCCAGCGAGCUGCAAAGGAAUCUAAUGGAGUUAAUUUCAAUGGAAGAUUUUUAGUAACCACGACGUAUCAGGUGAAUCGAAGCAACUUAGAUGAGGGGACAAUGGUACUAAAUGAACAGCAGUUGAAUGAGUUGAGACAAUUACAUGGAGAAAGUCGGAUAUAG
Messenger RNA from Lodderomyces oxycetoniae, 1071 nucleotides. RefSeq names its product CPR5. The coding region runs from base 1 to 1071 and encodes 356 amino acids. Lineage: Eukaryota; Fungi; Ascomycota; Pichiomycetes; Serinales; Debaryomycetaceae. Gene Ontology annotation, molecular function: RNA binding; peptidyl-prolyl cis-trans isomerase activity. Gene Ontology annotation, biological process: protein peptidyl-prolyl isomerization; protein folding. The record is from RefSeq and is a predicted model, not a curated record. The transcript is spliced from 3 exons.